Messenger RNA from Zonotrichia leucophrys gambelii, 9024 nucleotides. RefSeq names its product activating transcription factor 7 interacting protein (gene ATF7IP). The record is from RefSeq and is a predicted model, not a curated record. Bases 486 to 4280 code for a protein of 1264 amino acids. The transcript is spliced from 14 exons. Gene Ontology annotation, biological process: DNA integration; DNA recombination; regulation of DNA-templated transcription. Gene Ontology annotation, cellular component: nucleus; transcription regulator complex. Lineage: Eukaryota; Metazoa; Chordata; Aves; Passeriformes; Passerellidae. Gene Ontology annotation, molecular function: DNA binding; transcription coregulator activity; protein binding.
GCCGGCCCCUGUGCCCACGGGGAGGCGGAGCAAACUGAGGGAGGGGAGGAGACACGGGGUUCAUUUGCAUAGCGGCCCGGCGUGUGCGACUGGGGGAGGUGGUGUUUGUGCCCGGGGCGCGUUGCGAGUUUAAAUCCACAGCGGCGGCGGCAGUACAGCAGGGGCGGCAGCGGCUGCUCGGGCGGGAGCUGCCGCGGGACGCGAGGGCGCAGUCCUCCAGGAAGGUAUGAAGGAGAGUGUUGCUGCAGAUACUAAGAAUUUCUUGGAAGAGAAGAAACCAAACACAAAAACCACUGCUGUUUGAUACGUGAUCUUGGUUUUUCUAGUUCCACUGUGCUGUAAGAAGCUGUUUAUCAAGCGGCAGUGACUUAACCAAAUACAGGAUGGGAGUAAGUUCAUAAAUUUCUGACAACUUAUAUCAAAAUUGCUAUGGAGGAUUUCAACUGACAACUGCUUUUUAUGAACCACUACUUAAAAGGGCUAAGAUGGAUAGCACAGAGGAACCUCAGAAAAAAGUCUUUAAAGCACGAAAAACCAUGAGAGUAAGUGAUCGGCAUCAACUUGAAGCUGUCUAUAAGGUUAAAGAGGAGCUGUUGAAGACAACUGAAGUGAAACUGGUAAAUGGAAAACAUGAAAAUGGAGACUCUGAUAUAAAUUCCCCUUUAAGCAAUACAGAUUGUACAGAAGUCAAGAAAGAAAUUAAUGGUGUGGUUGAAUUGUGUGUUAACUCUGAAGAAGGAAGAACAGCUUGUGAUGAAAUUAGUGAGACCAAAAGCCCUGAAGAUAGGGCAGGAAACAUGGCCAAUGACAUAGAAUCCAAACCUCCAGUGCUGUCUUCAGAAAAUGUUACACCUGAACAAGCUAAAGAUACUGACAUUGCAGUAAAAUGUGAGGCUGAAAAUGGAGUUGGUAGCAGUAAAGAUAACUUCCAUGAAGAAAAUAAUAAAAAAGAUCAUUUGGACCAAAGAAAGAAUGAUAUCUCAUUGGAAGGUGAAAGUAAACCAGUCUGUGAUAUUAGUGACUCUUCCGAAGAGAAGGGAGAAACAAAUUAUUUACCUGUUAAUUCAAGUUCAUCUGGUGAGGAAAAGAGGACUGAAGAAGUAACUGCUGAAGAGAUUGUUGGAGAAGCAGCCAUCUCUAGCAGUAUGGAAGUUGACCAGGAAAAGCAAGAAGGCAGUGCAGGACCUGCAGAAACCACUGUUUCGAAGACAAUAGAUGAGCCAAGUGAAAGUAUCUUAGACAAUACGGACUCUAUGGAAACAGAUGACAUUAUUCCAAUUCUGGAAAAACUAGCCCCUGCUGAAGAUGAUCUGAGCUGUUUUUCUAAAAGUUCUCUGCUUCCAGUGGAUGACACAGUGGCAGAUUUGGAAGAGAAAAUAGACAAUUGUUUGGGUUCACCAUCCAAGCAGGAAAGCAAUGAAAGCCUGCCAAAAGAGGCUUUCUUAGUACUGUCUGAUGAAGACGAUCCCUGUGAUGAGAAGGAGGAACUUGUUGAAGGGAUAUUGCCAAGCAAGUCAAGUCUUCUAGAAGAGGUGGAGGGGGAGAGAAAAAAGGAAUGUGAAGAUAAAGAAGAAGAAGAGGCUCACAAAGAAGAGGAGAUACAAAUAGAGAAAAAUGAAGCAUCAAAGAGAAAGCGUUCCAAAUCUGAGGACAUGGACAAUGUUCGUUCUAAACAUCCUCGGUACAUGAGAGAAGAUUAUGAAGCAGAACUCCAAGUCAAAAUUACUGCCAGAAAGGAUGUUGACCUAAAAUUACAAAAGAUUAUCCAGAGACUGUUAGAAGAAAAACUUACCGCUUUACAGUGUGCAGUGUUUGACAAGACUCUGGCAGACUUGAAAACCCGAAUGGAGAAAGUAGAAUGCAACAAAAGGCAUAAAACUGUGCUUACUGAAAUGCAGGCUAAAAUUGCAAGAUUGACAAAGCGGGUUGGAGCAGCUAAGGAGGACUUGAAGAAGAGACAGGAAAAUGUGGCAAAUGCACCUGUAUCUCCAGGGAAAGCAGCACCUGACCCUGCAAAUGUAAACAAUGCCACGUGUCGAAAUGCUGGCACAGUAAGGCAGAUGCUGGAGUCAAAGAGGAAUGUAGGAGAGAGCACACCAGCAACUUUUCAAGCCCCUGCGAAUCCAGUGCCUGCUUCCAGUCUUGCUGCUUCUCCAGCAGUUGUCAGUGGACUUCCUAAGCUUCAGACUCCAGUGUCCUCCACCAGCUCUUUGACAACAGCAGUGCUUCCCACAGCUAACACGGCUACAGUUGUAGGCACUAACACAGUGCCCACUGGCAGCACUCAGUCAGUGUCUGUCUCAUUGCAGUCUUUGCCUGUAAUCCUGCAUGUACCUGUGGCAGUGUCAUCCCAGACUCAGCUUCUGCAAGGCCACACAGGGACUUUGGUCUCUAACCAGCCCUCAGGCAACGUUGAAUUCAUAUCUGUACAAAACUCGUCUACAGUUGGUAGUCUUACCAAAACGACAGUGUCUUUGGCAUCAACUAACACAACUAAACCAAAUAACAUCCCACUUGUGCCCAGUCCUGGUAUUCUGAGGAACUCUGCAGCCAGUGCUGGGUCAAUAGGCACAACGUUGGCAGUACAGGCUGUUCCUACUUCACAUCCUGUUGCCCAGACCACAAGGACUUCUUUGCCUGCAGUGGGUACUCCAGGACUUUAUAAUGCAACUGCCAGUCGAGCGCCCCUACAGAUGAAGCUUCCUCUCUCUGCAUUUAAUAGUACAGCUCCUACUGAACCACCCCCCCUUGCAGCACCCAAGAUUGAAAACCAGACAAGCAGGCCACCAACAGAUACUUCAUCAAACAAGCGACCUGCUGAGGGAACAACACAGCAGUUGAAACAGGAAGAGACUCCAUCAGAAAAUAAAGAAGCAGUAGAAGCAGCACAGAUGAAUUUUAACUUCCCUGAGGAUGUUCUCUUUGGCUUGGAGGAAGAGGAAGAGGAUGCUAAGAGCAUCAAAAACACCCACAAGCAGACUGGCUGGGCAGCUAACCUAUUAAAACAGUGGCUGGCCAAAAAUGGCAAGGAUCCUAGCUUUGAAUUGGUCCCAGUGAGUGAACUCAAUGAUAUCUUAAGAGAGUUUUAUUACACAAUAAGAAAUCACGAUGGAAAUACCUACAGUGUGGCAAGCUACAAGUCAAUGCGUGCCGGCUUAAACCGGCAUCUCAAAAUGCCGCCUUACAAUCGUCAGAUUUGCUUAAUGAAGGACAAAGAGUUUGCCAGUGCAAACAUGGUGUUUGUGAGCGUGCUGAAGAUGCUGCGCAUGCAGGGGAAGGAUGAGACUCACCACCAUCCUCCUAUAGCUGCCGAGGACUUGCGUAAGAUUAAGCAAUCUGGUGUGCUGGGUUUGCACAGUCCCCUGGCACUCGUCAACAAGGUGUGGUUUGACUUGCAGUUGCAUUUUGCCAAGCGAGGGAGGGAAAUUCUGAGAGAUCUGGCUCCAGAUGCAUUUGUGGUUAAGAUGGACAAGAAUGGGCGUCGAUACGCUAUGUUUAGAUACCCUGGCAAAGGCAAAAAUGGAGAAGAUCCUCAUAAAAUGGGUAAAAUGUAUGAUAUGCCUGGGGACCCAAACUGUCCUGUAUUUUCCUUGGAACUUUAUUUGUCCAAGUUGCCUCCAGAGCCCCCUGCCUUUUACCUGCACCCUCUAAAGCUAACGUCAGAGCAAAUGCAAGAACAGCCUGUCUGGUACAAAAGAGAACCAAUGGGUGUGAACUACCUGGGUACCAUGAUGCCCAGGAUAAGUGUGGCAGCCAGGCUCUCUCAGCGGUACACCAAUCAUUCUCUCCGAACUACCACCAUCCAGCUACUGUGUGAAGCAGGGCUGGGGCCUAGGGAAAUAAUGGCAGUGACAGGCCAUCGCUCCGAAUCUGCUAUUAGGCACUACUGGGGAUCUGCAGAGGUUCGCUACAGGGCCUGGUCAGAUAUCAUGGAAAAGAAUGCCCCCAGUUGUCGAUAUAGCAAGAUCCCAAAUGAAGAGAGAAAAGAAUCCGUAUCUGGUGCAUCCACCUCCUCUGUGAAACGUACUGUUCUAGAACAAAACAAAAGUUUAUUCCCUGCAAAAUCAGUGGUGCCACCUGGCACUAACUCUGUGGCUUUAGUCCCUGAGGGACGCCCAGCUCUGAAUUACAAAAGCCCGGUCCUGUUGAACCGCAGUUCAUCCAAGGUGUUUCUCCCCAAGAGCGUGACCAGUGGGAACCUAACUGCUGGUCCCCUUCAAGGCUGUUGUAGCAAACCUGUCUUUAUAAAGCGUGUGAUAAAACAAGAACCUACGACUUGAUGCUUCUGUAAUAGAACUGAUUUCAGAUGAAUUGCUAAAAUGGAAAAAUUAUCAGAUUUGGUUUUUUAUUUGGUCUAUGAAGGAAAUUCCUUAUGGCCUAAUUCAGCAAGAGGUAUCCUGUUCACACUGAAGAUGUCAGCUAUGGAGCAGAAAUUUAAACUGUGGAGGGCUUGGAGUUUGUAUGACUUUUUGUGGCAGCUGGGACUCUUCCAAGUGGCUGAGCAGAGUUACUUAAAAAACAUUAAAGGGAGAUAAUGAUUUCCACUUAGCUGAGGAUAUGCUUUCUUCACUAAGAGUGUGGUUUUUAUAUUUUGUGAAGAGUGUUAUUUAUCGUACUCUUUUGUGACUGCUGGCACUAAUGUAGCAUCUUACAAAUCAAAUACUUGAUUACUGAAGAGCACCAAGAAAGUAGAAGCUGAAUGAAAUAGAUACAGAUGCUCUACAAAUAUAUACAUAUGCAUGAAAACACCUGGAAUUGCUUAACCACCCUCACCCUCUGUCAAAUUCUUAUCAGACCUACCAGAGGACUGUGCCUUUGUUUCCUUUUUUUUUUUUAAACCUUCUUCUAAAUUGAUUUUCUCUGUGAGCUGCAGAUUUGCAUUGGAGGUCUUUCGUAUUUAAUAUUUUUGGCUUAAGAUUCCAGUCAUUCUGUUCUCCAAAGGCAUUACUCAUAGGUGUAGUAUUAAAAUUGGGAUCUCUUUGGUUGUGCAUGAAAUGGGGAAAACAUUCUCAAAGGAGCUGAAAACAAUUUCUUGCUUAAAUGCCAGGUAAUUAGUGUUUGUGUUGUCUCUGUGCCUGACUUGUGAGAGGGUCUUUUUUUUUUGUAUCUCUUCUCACCAACCCCCUUCGUCACAUCAUCUUUGCACUCUAGUCUUUGCCAGUAUAUAUAAUUCACAAGAAGUACACCUUGUUCUUCCUCACUGAACCCUGGCCAGAUAUUUUUGGUUUUAACUUCUUCAGGUCAGUAAACUGGUCCUGUCAUUAUCUUUACUGUAGAUUUUCACAGGUUAGAAAUUCUCAGCAUAGUGGAUGUGAAUAAUUUUCAUCAUAGAUUCUGACAAGAGAUUUUCCAGUAAAUAAAAAUAGAAAACUGGUUAUAGAAUUACACAUUAUGGUUGGUCCUCUUUGGAAGAAGAAACAGCGUAGCAUUUAAAACUGCUUUCCAUAUAUUAACAAUGAAAUAAAAAUUGUUUUUUACUUUUUAAAUGCGUGUACACAGAGGCACUUCACAUGGUUUAUCAUACUAAGGACUUCACUUGAAGUGUUGAUUUUGCUCAGCAGUGGACAAAAUAGGGAAAAGUCGGAGCUGAAAUGACAAAUUGACCGUGGUAAACUCUUAAUUCUGUGGAGAACUUCCUUGCUGGGAUAGGCUUUCAAAUUUUGAAUGAGAUUUAUCACUCAGUUAUAGUGUAUAGUCAAUAUAGACACUGUUUUUAGUCUGUGCAGAGGACUUGAUGCCUGAAUGUUGUAGUUUUUAUCUUGGCUGAUAAUAUUUACUUUUGUGACCUUGUGUCAAUUCUUCAUACUUACUGCAUCAAUUUCCCAGAGUGUAAGACCAACACAGUGCUCCAUUUUCUAAUGGAUCAUGAUAACAGUUAAAAGGUUCUAAAAGUUCUUUAGUGAUCUUAAACUCAUCUGUGGUUGAGAUAGUUGAUCAGAUGUAAUUGUUAAUAUAGAAAUUACUUCUACACAGUCCUGCUUCCUUAGUAGGAGUGCUAAUUCAUUGCAUAAACGACUAGAGGAAAGAAGCAUGGGUCAUUCUGUCAAGCCUAAAAUAAAUCAAUUGGAGAUGGUCAAGAAAGUGAUCCUUUCUAAUGGCAAGAAGAAAAAGUGAAAAAACAAAGGCCAAACAGUUCUCAAAAUAUAGGAGAACUGUGCAGUAACUUCUUCAAGGAUAUUUUAGGGUAACACAGAUUUUGAAAUUUUGGAGAUUCAUGGAAUUAAUAACUCGGCAAAACUGGCAAAAUUAAUCUCUAAAUUGAAUCUAAACUUCCACCAGGAUGGGUAUGUAUUACUGUCCUCUCCCAGAAAAAAGUUACCAUCUUUGUCUCAGGUAGUUGCUUCUUCCAGUAUAUUGGCACUGAACAUUUAUCCUCCAGGAACAAGAGAAGUAUGUUGCCAGAUGAUUCUGUGUUCCCUCUUGCUGCAUACUCUGCUCACACUGACCUGCUCUGGUUCUUACUGCAUCUGGAUGACUGGUGCAACAGCAAAUUGCUGAUGGCUUCAUUCUCCAACACAAAUCUAGUUGGUGACUAAAAUAGAAAAAGGGACUCUAGGCCAGUCUUGGCAUGUCUCUCAUUCAUUCUUUUUGAUUAUCAUUUGGCUUCUAACUUGACUUCCGUUCUGUUGGCUUAUAAUUGGGUAUUUUUGGAUUCUCAUUUGUUAAAUUCUAGUGCUAUUGGCACCAAUUAUACAGUGUCCUCUUACUACCUUCUGGGGUUUUGUAUGGAAGAAUUUUUUUAUUUUUUGUUUUUUAGUAAGAAAGUAUUCCUCAUAUGGACUGGAAGUAUUAUUGCUUCACAAGACCUGGCAUCAUUAUUUACUAAGCUUUCUGGUAAACUUUGAUUUCUAAUUAGUAGAACAUCUUUCUAACUUUCCAGAACUGAAAAAAUCUUUCUCCUCUUUCCGCUCCCACCUAAAGUGUUAAAUAAAUCUUUCCUACAUGUAUUUUAUUUCUAGAAAAAAUGAACCAAAUGCAUAUUUUGCAGCUUUUGUGAAGUCAAUUUUGGUUGUGAGUACAGGGAGCAGGGAGUCAAGUUUCAAGUCAAUGCUGUUCAUGGCAGUACAGGUUAUGCUGUGUGAACAUAAUAAAUUCUAUCAAAAUGGACCUUAUUGUACUCCUCAGUUGCAGUAUCAGCAGAGAACCUCAGAAUAGCAGGGUAACAAGUGUUGAGUCUUUUCCCAUUAUUUUUCUGCUAUAAGUGAACCUCUUGGUGAACCAACAGGUUAAAUAUAGUUUGUUGUCUAAAUUUAGAUUUAUACUUUGGCUGCAAAUUUUAUGCAAAAUCGCCAGUCAUCAUUUAAAAUUAAUUUUAAAAAUCCAAAUGUAAGAAGUAUUCUUCGGAAGAAGUUUACCGUCUAUGUUUCUUGAGUUUUCUAAUUAGAUCUUCUCCUAAAAUAAGAUAGUUUCAUUUCAGUUGCAAAAAAAUCCCUUAAAAGCAAAACCAACCAAAAACCACUAACCAAAAAAAUCCCAACAAACAAAUAAAAAACCCACCAAAAACCCGAACAACAACAACAAACCCCCAGUGCUUAGUCUAAGUCAACUACAUUAAUAGUGACUGCUGUGUUAUUGAUUAAAUUCCAUUUUCUUUUAUGGAGAUGACCCUGAAAACAGUGAAGAGUAACUGGUUCCUUACAUAAUGCUUCCAUAAAUUUAGUUUUGCAUCUCAUUGUCAUAAUUCAGCUUUGGUAGUAGUGUUGUGAAUACAGGACUUGUUUUCCCUGUACUUUCCUGUUAAGUUUGGAAAUCUCAGCUGUUACUUUAAGGGGUACUCGAAUUACUUCUUGUUUAUAUGAAGUUGGCAUGGUAUCUUAAAGUAUGUUAAAUUUUCCUUGCUUAUAUGCACCUUCUCUGUACCAUGUGAAGUGCUUGACUGUGCAGUGUCGAAUACCUGAAGGCAUUGAAAGGAUGCUUUGAAAUGGAAUUUGUUCUUGGGUUUGUUGUGGUUUUAGUCUAGUACCUCUGGUUAUUCUGAACUGAACUGCUUUUCAGUAGUUGCUAAAGUUUUCCAUAUGCAGCUUGGAUGUAUGAUUUUGCUGUGUUACUGUUUUCUUCUUUUCAGCCUUUCUCUCUGCUUCUUGCUCCUAAAGGAGUGGCUGCAGGGAUGUGGAAGGGGAUGUCUUACUACUUGUAUUAGUCUUUCAUCUUCAGCUUUUUCCUGUGUACACACAAAUUUAAGGGUUGUUAUUUGGUCCCAGUCAUUUUAUCCAUGGCCAUUCCAGUGCCUCGGGUUCUUGAGCUGCAUUUCUGAAGGCAUGACAAGCACUUUUACUGUAUUGGGACAAAUGUUAUUGUUAUAGAGGCAGAGGCAUUUUUAAUUAUAUAGCAAAUCUUUAGAAUGGUUUAAAAAUAUUUUAGUACAAAUCCCGAUUAUAGAUACAGGAUUUAUAUUUAUUAUAUAUAAUAUAUAAAUAUAGCUAUGGUUUACUGAGAGAAUCUAUGAAAGCAGUUUUAUUACACUGUAACUUAAGGUAACAGUGAACAAAUCUUAACAGGGUUCAAAAUGUCUGGCAUAAGUCAAUCUUCAAGAAUAGUUUGCAUCAUAUUUAUUAAAACACCAGGUCAGGUGAAGAGUCUUUUUUUUCCUGUUCCUACUUCAUGUGCAAUUUAUUUUCUUAAGGAGUAAGCCUGUUUUUUAGUCUAAAUUUCAUCUGUGCAUUUCACUUUACAGCUACUAUUAGUUUAUUAAAUAAAAGUCCACAAGUGUCCUACCCAUUCCCCAUUGUUUCUGACACACCUUGAUUUCUUUGGUUGAGCUACAGUUUAAUUUAAGCUGUCUUGCUGACUAUUGGAAAUUCAUCUCGUAAAACAUUAAUAAAGUAUAUUUAUACCUCCUAUCACAUUACUCUGCAAUGUGUAACAAACUUUGUGAGUGUCUCUUAGAAAUAAUGUGAACAAAGUUGAUAUGUCAGCGUACAGUUUAUAAGCAGCUGUUAAUUCUAUGUUGUUGAAGCGUUAUUGAUGAAUAUGUUACCUUGCAUUUCAUGGUUUUAUCAUUCAAAAUAAACAUAUACAGUUAUA